CUGACAUUUAAAAAGAGCUGAAGGCAAUGCCUGUUUAGUGAGACUGUUUGCUGAAGGCACAAAAGGGCCAAGGAAGGACUGAUUGGGCUGGCUGAGUAUUAGUCAUCAGCUGACGUGUGUCUGGAAGCAAGAAUUUCAGAAAUGCUGGCCAGCUCCCUCCUCCCCCUUCAAAGGGUAAUGCCAGCUUGGAAGAUUUCCUAAGCGGGAGACUUCCGCUUACAGGUGCUCCUUUAUGCUGGCUUCACCUGGGAGGAGAGUCUGGGUGUGCAACGGGGUGUGAGUGGGCAUUGGUGUGCUGCAGGGUGUGACCGGGAGCUGGGGAGGAAGACCGCUUGGCUAGUCCGCUCCUAAUAAUCAACCCACCACCUGCUAAUUGGUAGAGCUCUGGUCUCCAGGGGGAAGGAGAAAAAUGACCAAUUCUCCAGAGCCCAAGACGCUGGGAAAGCAAAAUCUGACCUACUUGCAGACGUCGCAAAUCAUUGACUUAAAUGUCGGAGGGGAGAUCUUCACCACCACGCUGAACACCUUGACAAAGUAUCCAAGUUCCAAAUUGGCUGAGAUGUUUGCUGGGGUCCAGGCCAAGCCGCAAACAGAUCUGGCGGGGAGAUACUUCAUAGACCGGUCUGGGACUUAUUUUAAAUACAUCCUUGAGUAUCUGCGCAGUGAGCAAGUUCCCUCACAAAACGUUGAGGAGGUUUACAAAGAGGCCAUCUACUAUGAUAUCAAGCCUCUGAUCAAGCACCUGGAGGAGUCCCCUCAAAUCUUUGGUGAGCUGGUGGCCAGGAAGCAGUUUCUCGCCCGGGUGCCCAACUAUUCCGAAAACAUCGAGCUGAUGAUCCGAAUCGCCCGGGCGGAAGCGGUGGCCUCCCGCCAAUCCAGUGUCAUGCUAUGCGUGGUGAAGACUUCGGAGGACGCUGCCAAGUGCAGCGAUGCUCUCAACAGCUUAGAUACCUCCAAGAAAUCGGUGGUCCAGUUUGGCCCCUGGAGAGCUGCCCCAAGCAUUCUGGACCUCUUGGACUGCAUCAAGAUGGACAUAGAAGCCAGAGGUUACAAGUCUUCUUUCCAGCUUUACGUUCCCGAAAAAGGCUUUCGCUUCAAAUCCAGUGACUUCUUCUACAAAUUUUUGUUCUAUUGGUGGUAGCCCAAAGCCAGCGACUCACAAGUCUUUGAGAACAAUAAGGUCACUUUGAUAGCAUUCCUAGCACUGCUAUAUCUGGGCUACGCAA
Candoia aspera is the source of this 1226-nucleotide messenger RNA. RefSeq names its product potassium channel tetramerization domain containing 14 (gene KCTD14). The transcript is spliced from 2 exons. Bases 410 to 1141 code for a protein of 243 amino acids. Lineage: Eukaryota; Metazoa; Chordata; Lepidosauria; Squamata; Candoiidae. Gene Ontology annotation, biological process: protein homooligomerization. The record is from RefSeq and is a predicted model, not a curated record. Gene Ontology annotation, molecular function: protein binding.